UCGUCAGCCGAGCCGGAGCGCUAUCAAAAAUCAAUCUAAUCCCAGUUCCAACACACUAACCGCUCCAGGCCCGAGUGGGGAACGGGGAAUAAAUCCCGGCUCCAACCUUUCUUUACAGCUUCUGCUCCGGAAUUUAGAACCUAUCCCACUCCCAGCAGCACGCAAUCGAGGAAGGAUAAACGCGCACCACUCCAUCACGCGUGCCGGGAACUGAACUCCAGAGAAAUCAGCGCCAAAGCCAGUUUUUUUUUAGUGCCUCAAAGCCACUUCUCGGCCGCCGCUGUGGGCUAUCAUCCCCACCGUCACAUGGUCCGCGUCUCCCCCACGGCAAUCCCGGCCAAUCUUGCCCUCCAGAUCGCAGUUCUUUAGCAGAUUUCAGGGCUCCGGUUCUUCGGUUCGGUUACGCCUAGCUGACGCUCUCUGCUUCCCUCCCUUGGCCUGCCAUAACUCGCGGUUGCCGUUCUCGACCAGCCAUUAAUGGCGAGGGGGAGUUACGCCUCCCUCUGAACCUCUGUCUGGUCCGGUAGGCGGCGUUCCGGCCCUUUUCCUCGGCCGGUUGUUUCUUAGCUUGCAUGCGUAGGCGCAGGCAGCCGGGCAUGGAAGGAAACUGUAGCGCCACGCGUUGCAGAGAGAGUCCCAACUCCGUCUCCAAAGCCAUACAUGCCGUCGUCGUCGUCGUGUUAAUGGAAAGAGACGAGUGUUGUGAGGAGUAAAGGCGACAGCUUUUCCAUUGACGCCUCUCGCCUUAUUGCCUGCCCCUCUUCCGUUCUCGUAGAAGUCAAGCCGCCUCCUCUCGUCUCGGCUCCUCUCCGCCCUUGUCUUCCCUGGCCGGCCAUCGAGCUUCUGGCUGGGGAUUCCCUCGUUUGCCCCUCAAUCUCCUUGCUGGUUUUGGGUUGCUGUUAGCGCAGAAAAGCUGAGCGCUUUGUCUCUUCCGCUCUGUUCUAGUAAGUGGCCGGCUUCUGCCUUGGCUUGAUGCUCCUGUAGGUAGUUCCCGUUGAGAGCUGCUUCGUUUAGGUCCUGGGUCCUCUUUCACCUAAUCUUGUUUCUAGUUUCGGUUGGUCAGUCAUCGGCUAGCUCUUGUUGGUUGGCCCAGUUCAUCUUGGACUCGGAGUAUAUAAUCUCCCGGCCGUCUUCUUCUUCUUCUUCUUCUUCUUCUUCUUCUGUUCUUGUGUGCUCCUCACAUUGGCCCGUCAGUCUCCCUGCUCCUUCCGAGGCGAACUCUGCUCGGAUCAAGAAGAGGAGAACUCGUCUGUGCUGGGAGGUUGGGAGGCAGUGCUUUGCUUCGGGCGAGCCUUGGGUGCUGCCUGUCGAUCUCAGAGCUUGAGGUGACAAAGACUUGUUUGACUGCAUUUUUCUCCAUAUUUAGUUCUUGAACAGAGAUGGAACUCAUGUACAUGGAUAGGAGAAAUGGAUUACAUGAGGAUGCAAUUCCAGAGUUCAGUGGAAGGACAGAAGAAGAUCAAGACCCGACUGUUGCUGCAUCUGAUGUUCAGUCUGAUUUGGGUCCGAUAAACAGGAAGAAACCAUUGCCGUCAGAUGAGAAGAAAAGCAAGAGCUGCCAGUCAUGCCACAAAUCACCUUGUUCGUGCAGUGGUGACACAAAUCAUUCAGAUUUGUUCCCUGCACUUCCUGCCAAGAUGAUGAUCUUGGAGUUUCUCAUCAGAAGCCUGAGACACCCAACAAGAACCCACAAUGCCACCGAUCUUGACGACUUGAUCACUGAUGGGGUCAGCCAAGGGAGUGUAAAUCUCGGUCCUUCCGAAAAAAAGGUGCUGGACUCUUUGCAUGCUCUCAUAAGUGCAAAGACAGGACCGAAAAGCUCAUCGCCUUUCCUGGCAGGAUCUAAGAUGAGAAAAACUCGGUCCAAAUCACACAUCAUUACACAGUCAGAAAUACUGAAGCUUAUAUCUCCUGAGACAUGGGAGACCUCCUCCCCUGGGACAUCUCCAAUGAAGAAAGGCACAGCUGAGGUCCACAUCCAUGAGAAGAUGACACCCUCGUGCUCGCAUAUGACAUCUAUGGGCUCGAAUCAGCCUGUCCUAUCACACUGCCCGUCAUCUCUUAAUGCAGGUCUUCUGCAAUGCAUAUGGAAGGAUGGGCUGCCUCAUUUUGAAUUGUCACUGGACGAUCCUAUUGCGGUAUACACAGCGAACCCACUCAAGGUGCAGGGCAAUGAAAGGGCUCUCGACUACGUCUACAUGAUCCAUUCUGGUGAGCAAGGAAGAAAAGAUUGGAUGGGUCAUUCAAGCAAUGUAUCCAGACUUGUGGGCAAGAUGAAGGUGUCAAGUUCUUUAGUGCUAAACUCUGACAAGUCAAGUCUUUUGGAAACUGAGUUUGUGCUGUAUGGUUCUCCAGAUGACUAUCUGAGGCAAAUGCAUAGUUCCUGUAGUGUUCCAAAAGGAAAGGGACUAGUCAAGAGAGUGACAGAAAUUAUGAGAACAGGAAAUGUUUCCUCUAGCCCUAAACAUCCCUGGAGGUUUGGCAAAUCCUGCUCUCAUCAGUUCGAUGACUUAACUGAAAUACUCGAAGGUGAAAUGAUCAGUGCUAGAGAAUCAGGCCUAGCAAACCUCGAUGCUGAUGAUCUGCCAACCAACCAAGAGUUAGCAGCAAUUGUGGUGAGGGAACAACGGAAAAAACGCCAGGAAGAGCCUGUUGUGGGUGGCUGGGGCUUGAAGUUCCUUGAGAAAGCAGGAUUAAAUCAUUCAGAAGGCACUGAAGAUCCUGAUGUUCAGAACAGAAAUGGUGCUGCAAAAUAUAUAACCACAAUUGUUCCCAGAGGUUACCAUGGCGGCGCUGUUUUUAAGAGCAGCGGCCCGUCAGGUCUCAUCGAGAGAUGGAGAUCUGGAGGAUGCUGUGAUUGCGGUGGAUGGGAUCUUGGCUGCCCCAUAAGAGUGCUGAACAAUGAUGGAUGUGCCUCCUUGCCUGAAGAAGAGUCACUGGACAGCAGAUCAGUAGAGCUGUCACUCAAGGGUGCAAAGGAGACAAUGUUAAGGCUUGUCAACAUCACAGAGGACCUGUACAUCCUCUAUUUCGAGUCGAGUCUGUCACCAUUGCAAUACUUCUCAACAGGGAUAGCAAUUGUGCACAGCCAGGCACCACAGCUUUGCCCAAAGCUGUGAAUUGCAAAAGCUUGGUAUAGCGCUAUGUACAUGUAGAUAGACAAGUAGAGAUAGCGAUAUAUAGAAGAGAUUUAUUGACUUAAUCCAUGCCAACAGUGAUGUGUAAAAACUAUGCCAUGUGUAUUCCGAUUCCUCCACAUAUUAAUAUUAAAUCAAUGUGGAUUUGUGGCAAGGAGGUUUGUUAUUCUCCGGUUUGAAAAUUUU
Messenger RNA from Panicum hallii, 3323 nucleotides. RefSeq lists its product as uncharacterized. The record is from RefSeq and is a predicted model, not a curated record. NCBI's taxonomy places the organism in Eukaryota, Viridiplantae, Streptophyta, Magnoliopsida, Poales, Poaceae. The transcript is spliced from 3 exons. The coding region runs from base 1380 to 3119 and encodes 579 amino acids.